GAAAUGAUUGUGGGGCUGUGGAAAACAUUUACCUAUUUACCUUUGAAGUAAGUUUUAAGACAGUCCACUUUUUAGCAUGUGUGUUGUGUCCAGCCUGUGGUUGUCUGAACUAAUAAAUGUGAUUUUUCUCCCCGUUCUCGCUUUUAUUUAUUUGUGUAUAGGCCUCUUCCCUGGUGUUUCCUGAUUGGAAAACACGUUGAUAGAGCCCAGCUUUGCAGUUCUUGUAAUAGAAUUACAAGCAAUGCGCAAUACGGUCUUAAAGCUUUUUACAAACUAAUGCACAUGUGCUUGUAUGGAAUGAUUUUCUGAGCCUGAUAAAUUUUAACUAAGGUUAAUUCAACUGCCUCAGCCAUUGUACCCUCCUUUCACAAACUGCCCUUUGGUGUAGUAUAGUGAAAUACAGUUGCUUAUGUCUCUUAACCCAAAUUAGUCUUACAAGGUUACCCUAACUGCUCUAAGGGAGGCUUAGAAAUUGGGAGUUGUGGGCUUUGGGAAGCAACAAUUUUCCUCAGUGGGCUGAGGCACCUUUCCACCAUUUGGGCAAUUCUAAAGGUUCUAAGUGUGGAAAUGAAAAUUGUGAAGUCUUAAGUGCCUGCUAGGUAAUCCUGGUUUGGUUUUGAGACUGGGAGUCACGCAUUACGCUUUGAUGGACCUGUGGAAGGAUCCUCUAGUGGGAAAACUUGCCUUUACCACUGAUUAUCAGUGUGCCUCCACAUUCACCAGGAGCAUUUGUUUAAAAGGUCACAGGGCUCCUUUUCCAAAAGUGUUCCCGGGGGGUGCAGGCACUGCUGGCCGAGGACUCCCUUUUGAGAACCACUCCCAAAAUGUGAAAGGUCCAUACCCUUCCCUGUCACACAACCCCAACCCCAGAGAGCAGAGAACCUCUGGGGGUAGGUACCAUGGCGGCAACAUUUACAAGGAGUUGCAACUAAAGCUUGUGUCUCUAAUCUAUAAAGGGCUAAGACUUUAAAAGAGGUAACAGUUAUUUACGCAAACACCUGAGAUUGAAAAGGUGUAAAUGGCGAUUUGGCGAACACAAGUAUUUUGAUGUGAUUUGCAAAACACUUGAGAAGCAAAGCGGACUUGGUACAGCACGAUAGUGAAAAGUAGACGAGGAUGAUCUUUAUCGGUGCUAAUGAUGGCUAAAAAGUAGGGGCCGAACUUGGUUGAGGCGAGAAACCGUACCGUGUCUGCGCCGGCCAUAGCUACUGGCCUAGGCCUGCAGCCGCUACAACCGAAACACGGACGCGCUUCCGUGGGCGUGGCCAGCCGGGCGUCCGCGCACUUCCGUCGCGCCUGCGCAGUUGGCUCCUGGGCUCACGUUUGUGGCCGUUUCCCGGGACCAGCCAGCUAAUAGGAUACUGCUGUGUAACUCCCGUGGGCGAUGCGUUCUGGUGCUGCAGUCAGGGCCUGCCAGAAAGUCUGCAGGUGCCUAUUGUCUGGGUUUGGAGGUCGAGUGGAUGGGGGGCAGCCUGAGCCUUUGACGGAAGGGAGUGGCUCCUUCGGAGUGCCCCUGCGGUCGCAAGCGGAGCUGCCCCGGGGGAGCGAGCCGACCGAAGUCCCCGAGUCCGGUGAGGGGAGCGAGGAGCUGCUAGAGAUCUGUCAGAGAAGGCAUUUCUUCAGCGGCAGCAGGCGGCAGCUUAGCCGACAUUCUCUUCUGAGCGGGUGCCACCCCGGUUUUGGCCCCUUGGGCAUAGAGUUGCGGAAGAACCUGGCGGCAGAAUGGUGGUCCUCCGUGGUGGUGUUAAGGGAGCAGGUCUUCCCGGUAGACGCCCUCCACCAUGAGCCAGGCCCUUUGCUGCCCGGGGACAGUACCUUCAGGUUAGUUUCAGCAGCAACUCUACGCGAACUCUUGCAAGACAAAGAGCUGAGUAAGGAACAGCUAGUAGCAUUUCUUGACAACUUACUAAAAACUUCUGGGAAACUACGGGAGAACCUUCUUCACGGUGCUUUGGAGCACUAUGUUAAUUGCCUGGAUCUGGUAAACAGGAGGCUACCUUAUGGCCUUGCUCAGAUUGGAGUGUGUUUUCAUCCUGUUUCUGAUACUAAGCAGACACCUGAUGGUGUUAAAAGAAUCGGUGAGAAGACUGAGGCUUCACUGGUUUGGUUUACUUCAGCAAGAACUGCAGGCCAGUGGCUUGAUUUCUGGUUACGUCAUCGACUCCUGUGGUGGAGAAAGUUUGCCAAGAGUCCAUCUAACUUCAGCAGCAGUGAUUGUCAGGACGAAGAGGGACGAAAAGGAAAUAAACUUUACUACAAUUUUCCAUGGGGAAAGGAGCCAAUAGAGACCCUGUGGAAUCUAGGAGACCAUGAACUUUUAAACAUGUGUCCUGGAAAUGAGUCUCAAUUACACGGCCGAGAUGGACGAAAAAAUGUGGUUCCUUAUGUUUUAUCUGUUAGUGGAAAUCUAGACCGAGGCAUGCUGGCUUAUCUCUACGAUUCUUUCCAGCUAACAGAGAGCUCCUUUACAAGAAAGAAGAAUCUUCAUAGAAAGGUACUUAAACUUCACCCUUGUUUAGCCCCUGUUAAGGUUGCUUUGGAUGUGGGAAGAGGCCCAACAGUGGAAUUAAGACAGGUUUGUCAAGGACUAUUUAGUGAAUUACUAGAAAAUGGAAUUUCUGUGUGGCCUGGUUAUUUGGAAACUGUGCACUCCUCACUGGAACAACUUUAUUCAAAUGCCCUGCAUGAGACGCCCAUGGAAACCCACUUGGAAUGUCCACAUGCACAGCCUAGAAGUCGGGGAGGCAUCCCCUCCUGGGACACCCCUCAGCCAAUCAGGGAUGGAAGUCAAUGGAUAACCGCUUCUUACUAUCAGUCCUUAGGCAGACAGUUCUAAGAAACAUCUUCUCGUUGCUCAGAAGGUUCCAGUGAGAUCAAGCCCCAGUUGCCCAACUCAACAGUACACCCUGGUACUGGCUUUUCCUCCAGUACCUGAUGCUUGCGUCACCUCCCAGAUAAAUUAUUUGCACAGAAGGCCUUAUCUCAGGCUCUGCUUUCAGGGCUAGCCCAGGAAAAGACAGGGUAUCAGAAGGCCCUAGAAAGCAGUGCUGGGAAGCGGAAUUACUCCUUGGAUGGAUGGCAACAUGUGAUGUUGGAAGGGGGUGGUGAUAACACUUGCACGCCAUAGCCUCCCAAUUACUUUACAAUUACUAACACCUUCCCCUGCAGUGGGAAAGAGGACGGGGGUAGAAAGUGAAGCACUAGGCUCUUCCAUGGUUUUAGCACUUGAAAGGCACAGGGCAAUCGUAAUUAUAUGGAUUGUGGACUUGGUUGGCUUCUACUAAGUGCUUUAAAAGCUUUGCAAGGAGAAAAUGAGAGGCUGUCGAUUCAGGGCAUGCUGUGAAACCCAGAGGCAUUCUGGACUUCAAAACUUCAGAAGGUCUUAACUGGAUCAAAUCCAAUUCCCAGUAAGGUUUCUAGCUUGCUGGCCCCUCCCCGCCCUGGGUUGACUUUCCCUCCUCUGAAAUGUUUCACUGUACCUGCUCUCUCACUCCCAGCGCCUGGGGUCACCUGACAUAUAGGCUACCUGCACCCAAGUCCUUGUCUCAGGCUCUGCUUUAGGAGGGAGCCCAAGACAGAAGAGGCCAAUGGUGACUGAGUUGCCAAGUUUAUGACCACAAAGACUUCAAGAUUUCUAAGGGGCGCAGCCAACUGGUAUGACUCAAGAGUAAGCAUCAUACCACAAAGAGGUAGCCUUUUAAAAAUUCUUAUUAUAUGCCUGACCCUGUUGCAAGCCCUUUACAUUCAUUACCUGAGCUAAUUCUCACAGUGGCUCCAUGAUGCAGGUAUUUAUUUGUCUCCCCCGCUCCCCACUUUGCUCUUACCCCCCAGAUGAAAAAAAACUGAAGCCCAUAACUUAUCCAGAGUCACACAGUUAAAACAUGACUGAGCCUGAAUUCAGCUCAGUCUGUUUGACUCCUUACUCUCUUAGCCUCUGUGACAUACUGAUUUCCCCCAAAUACAAAUAUCAACAGAGAAAGGGCAGAAAUUAUGCUCAUGAAUGCUGCCUUAUGACAACACAAUCCUCUAGUCUGGACCUGUGUGCACAGUAUCCCUUCCCACCCUAAGAGGCAUUUCCAUGGCCAGUGCUUCUGCUGAUCUUUGCUAGGACUGAACUCCCAAUUCAACCACCACUAAGCUGUGGGUGACCUUGUAAAAUUACUUACCUCAUCUGAGUCUAAGUUUCCUUACCUGUAAAAGCAAGUUCUUAAUAUCGGCCUUACAGAAUGUUAUACAGUUGGUGUCUAAUAACUGGUAGCUGUGCUUUUUCUAGUCAGAGGUCCACUGUUGGGAGCGAUUAAGACAGAGGUUCAGGCACCACCCAGAAGAAGAGCAGAGCAGAAAAAUGUUGGCCAUGUUGUUUUGGUUGUCUACAAAUGCCUUUUGGCUUUUAUUGGAUGUUACUAAUAACUCCUAGGAUGAGAGGCUUAAACUAGGAACCAUUUUGUCCCCUGUAGGGGUCUGAAUGGGUGGCUCCCCAAAAAGAUUAAGUCCGUGUCCUAACUCCUGAAACCUGUGAAUGUCACCUAAUUUGAAAAAAGGGUCUAUGCAGCUAUAAUUGAGGAUCUUGAGAUGAGGCCAUCCCAGAUUAUCCAGGGGGUUCCGAGAUCCAAUGGCCAGUGUCCUUAUAAAAGAAAGGCAAAGGACGAGAAGGCCAUGUGAAGACAGAGGCAGAGACUAGAGAGAUGUUGCCACAAGCCAAGGAACACCAGGAACCACGGGAAACUGAAGCAGACGAGCAGGAUUCUCCCUUAGGGUCUUCAGAGGGAGCCCAGCGCUGCCGACAUCUUGAUUUUGGAUUUCUGGUCACCAGAACUAUGAAAAUAAAUUUCUGUUGUUUUAAGCCA
Molecule: messenger RNA, 4847 nt
Organism: Leopardus geoffroyi (Geoffroy's cat)
Lineage: Eukaryota; Metazoa; Chordata; Mammalia; Carnivora; Felidae
Gene: POLG2
Product: DNA polymerase gamma 2, accessory subunit
Exons: 8
Coding region: 1385-2836 (483 amino acids)
Biological process (GO): mitochondrial DNA replication
Cellular component (GO): mitochondrion; cytoplasm
Source: RefSeq, a predicted model, not a curated record